GUGGUCACUGUGAGAGCGAGAGAUGUCUAAAGAAAACGGGAAGGAAAAUUAUAUUUUUCCUUGAUCUUAAACUAACUUGCUAGCUAUUUCAAGUGGUAUUUAGAUAGCUAUUCCGGUUUCAUGUUAUUGUUUUUAUGGAUAUGAAAACGUCCAGACAAAGAGAAACAGAACGUGAAGCUCCGUUUUGCUUAAUCACCCUUCUGUUACCAGAAGCAGAUCAUAUGGAAGAAGGGGCACAUUGAGGGAGCCCACACAACCAAGACCUGCAUUCUCAAGUUUGCUGUAUAUACUGGGAUGAUUAUUCUCUUCAUAAGUGGAUAAAAUGCCCUGACUUCCAUGCAAUGGAGGGUUUAAGCUUCUCUAUGGGUUCAGUGGUGAUUCCCAAGACCUUGCUGCGCAUUCAAUGCUUUGGUGCAGCGGUCCUGGGGCUGAUCGUCUUGGUUACGAUGAUCACAUCAGCUUCACCUGCAGCAGUAGACUGUUCUUCGUUGGAUCCCACCGUGUUGGAUGAGUUUCAGGAAGAAGCAUCAAGCUGGACUGAAUCACCCUCAGCCUUAUUCGUUUCACACACUGAGGCCUUUGAGCACCCAGACGACACAACAACUACAGCUCUCCCUUCACCUGGUCACCUACCACCUGAAUCUACGCUAACACUUACUCAAUGGGGUAUUUCAGCUUCUCAAAACUCCAAAUCAUUGACUUCUAGAGAUCCACUCCCCAUUGGUCCAGACCCUCUCUCCACUCCCACUUUAAGCUCCUCAGAGCCUGUGGUUGGCCUUCAGCAACAACCUAAAGGCCCUACCAGACUCUCAAGGGAGCUGAAGCUCUAUGGUCCUAACUCAACCAUGGCAAUUUUCUCUCCAACCCUUGUUACAGUACCACCUCAGAAACCUCUCGGACCACAGUCCAACAAAUCCACAACACCCUUGAACUUCUCUACAGCCACCAGUUGGACUACAUUGGUACAGUUCAUUGUUCCAAACUCUAAUGAGAGAGCUCCAGAUGAACCUCCAUUAUUAUCCCCCAGCAACCAGCAAGACGCAUCAAAACAUACAACUCCUGCAUUUAUGACAUCACUUCCUGUUGGACCCCUCGACCAGCCUAGACUGCCUGUUGACAAUCUGGUAGAUGUAGAAGCCCAGUCAGACCAAGCCAGGCCAGAGUCUAAACAUAAUCCAGGCAUGUCCCAGAGUUUAGGCGAUCUCUUGCUGGAUCCCAAACUGCCCCUUGAUCCCUCAAGUAGGUUAAUCUAUCUGGAUCACCUUCGCCCCAGCAGUGAGCUCAUGCAGAAGGACGAUGCUGCUCAAGAUUUCCACAUGCUCCCGAAACCAUCACCUGAGAUGCAGCUGGCUCCCAGCUACGUGCCUUUUCUGAACCCUCACACCACAUCCUCCUCGUCCGAGCCCACCAUGGUCCCUCCUGAGGACUUCUUCCCCACCAACACCAUGGUGGUGGAUUGGGGCUCCGGAGACUACCCAGAGACCGCGUCCUACAUGGGCUUGGAAAGGGACGACUUCUCCCUGGUCACCAACCUGCCCACGGACAUGUACGACCUGGAGGACUCCAACGCGGAAAGCUACGACACCUCCUUCCCCUCCAGGGUCGGCGUGUCCUUCUCCUCGAUGCGUCACAUGACGUCUUCACCUAUUCUCACAACAGCGGCUUACAGCUCUAGCGUUGGAAGUGUGGCCCCCACGUCCGUUCCUCUCUCCAUCCAUCCCUCUCCCAGUCACCCCACGCUAGCCUCAACACAAAUACUAACACCUCAAGGGGAUUUACCAGGCGGUUCAGAUGUUGACUGGGCAGAUACCUUUAUGGUUGAACCAACAGACCUUCUCUUACCAGACAUGAACAGCCUGGAGUACUACACCAUCCAGCUGACCAAGGAAGACUCAGAAGAACACAGGGGCACUAACGUGACCACCACCUCCAGGCAUUUCUCCCUGAUGUCCAUCAGCACCACUCACAUCGUGGCCACUAGCACCUUCACUGUGGACCUCAGCCACAUGCUCACAGCCUUCUAUGGAGUGGAUGGAGUGGAGGUCCAGCCUUCUGACAACACUUCCUGGAUCGAAGAGUCCUCCGCUGAUAUCUCCAGCUCAGAGCCUCUGAAUACGACCACCGCGGACACUACGGAGAUGACUCCGCUGAAUGUCACAGUGCCAUUCCUGGAGGCUUCAGUAGCGCCAACUCCCUCCAUGGACCUCUCGUCCUCCCUGUGGGGUGUCACUGGUCAGGUGUCCGGUGAAUGGACGAGCCCUGUGGCCACCUCCAGUGUCGGACUGGACAACAGCUCUGUCUUAGUGUCAGUGCAGCCUAGUGCUACUGCCUCGGAGACAGACAUCCUGUGGUACGUCUCUCCCUCCGCCACAGAGACGGCCCUCCUCAGCACCUCUCUCGUAACUCCUGUGGUGACCACCUCUAUCGCCUACCCUCCAUUUCCCGGCCAGACAGAAUUACCCCCCAAUGUCACCUCAGGCCCGACAGAACCAGCCACCAAUGCCACCACCAUCCCCCCGGUGUCAGUCAUGGCUGACCAAGGCGUUGAUACUGAUAGUCCUGUCACAGCAGUGACCAACGACAGCCAGACUACAGUUAGCGGUGUAGACAUCUCCACAACUGAUCCUGCCACCACCACCACUACUACUACCAGCAUCACCACUGAGGCCUCUACAACCACUCCUCUGGCCACCACCACUACCACCACCCUCCUAACUACUACUAAGAGCCCGCCUACAACCAUCGGUCGCCAGUACCUCUGCAACGUCUCCAAGCCUGUGUACUUUGUUGAAGUCGGUUUUCCGGCUGGGGCCACUGUUGGAUUUGCCAAAUCCCAAGUCCGAGAUGUCCUGAAGACUGAGUUCAAUAAGUCAGUUGAACUGCAGGUUGCUAAGAAUCCUCCAGCCUUUGUGUUCCGGGCAGUGUCGGGUCCUGUGGUGUACACGGCCAUAUCAGUCAUCAACGCCCUGCGCCAGUCAAGUCGACGCUUCCUGUCCAUCUCACACUACUGGAAGGUACCAGACCACCAGUACCAGGUCCACUCAGUGCUGCAGUUUGUGCCCAGGCACAUUGACGUGCGCGUCUGCAACUUCAGCGAGCGCAUUGAGAAAGGCCUGACCAUGGCGUAUGCCGAAGUGCGCCGGCGCCUGCAGGAGUCCACAAACUUCACUGUGGAUAUUGUGAACAUCACCAUGAACCAGCCAAGUAGUCAGCAGAGGGAGCCGGUGGAUGUGACUUUUGCGGUGCGUGGGGCCAUCGGCUACCUGAAGGGGUCAGAGGUCAGCAACCACCUGAGGCUGCUCAACAUGGUGGAAUUCAGCUACUACCUGGGCUUCCCCGUGCUGCAGAUCGCCGAGCCUUUCCACUACCCGGAGUUGAACACCACCCAGUUGCUUCGCUCGUCUUGGGUUAGAACAGUGUUGCUGGGUGUGCUGGAUCAGGGGGUGGACGAGCGGAUCUUCCAGGCCAAGAUGGAACGUCGUGUGGCCCUGCUGCUAGGAGAAGUGCUGGGGGCGGCCAGGCGCACCAAGAGGGCCACCAGCGUGGCUAACCACAGUGUUCAGAUUGUGAGUACGACCAGGCUGGUGGGAGCGGAACACCCCCUGGAGAUGGUGUACUUUGUGGAGGGUCCCAGCGGGGAGCGGCAGCCUGCAAUCACUACAGCCAACAUGCUGAACCGCCUUGACGUGCAGAGGGCAGCCAUCAUACUGGGAUACAGAGUGGAGGGCAUCCUGGCUACACCUGUGGAGAAGGUGGCGGGCUACCCUCCCACGGACACGGAGAACACCAGCGUGUGGAUCAUCGUCGGCGUGGUGGUGCCGCUAGGCGUGGCCGUCGUCAUCAUCUCCAUCCUGUACUGGAAGCUGUGUCGCACCGACAAGCUGGACUUCCAGCCCGACGCCGUGACCACUGUCCAGCAGAGACAGAAGCUCCAGGCUCCCAGUGUGAAGGGCUUUGACUUUGCCAAGCUGCACCUGGGCCAGCACAGUAAGGAUGACAUCAUGGUUAUCCAGGAGGCUGGCGCUCCCGGCCCUCCCUUGCCCAACCCCAGCGCCAAGGAAGCCGCAUCGGAGAACGGUGAGGUCCCCACCCCUAAGUCAAAGGGGACCUCCGUCUCCUCCACCAAGGCGUCCCGCAGCACACGCAGACGAGGAAGGUCAGUAGACCGCGACAGUUUUUGUGACUACGUGCUUACUUGCGUUUGUGUGUGGCUUUCCGGGGACAGGAUCUCUCCAUCGGACGGGGACUCCAUGGUGAGUGCCGGGUCCAGUGAUCGUGAGAGGGAGUCAGCCGAGGAGAACCUGAGAGCUAUCGCCAUGCCAAACGACAGCAAGCAGGCCCGCAAGAUCCCCAUCAAUGUUUUAAAUGGUCCUCCACCCAUGAACGGCCAUGACGAGCAGCUGUCGUCGGCCUCCAUCUUCGAGCAUGUGGACCGCAUGUCCCGCUCAGCCGACGACAGCCGGCGCUUGUCCAAUAAGAUCCAGCUGAUCGCCAUGCAGCCCAUGGCCUUCCCAGCCCUGCGCCACGGCGCCACUGUCAACGGUAUCAAUGGCAGUGGGCAAGAAACACACAACAUCUUCAACAAGGAGACCCAGGUGGCGUUGAGGCACAAGUCUGAGAUCGAGCACCACCGGAACAAGAUCCGUCUGCGGGCCAAGAGGAAGGGUCACUAUGACUUCCCUGCCAUGGACGACCUGGUGGACAACGGUCUGACCACUGACCCCAAGGACCAGGACCGCAUCUACCACAAGGCCCAGAUGCAGAUCGACAAGAUCCUGGACCCCGACAUCCACAUGCCCUCGCUGUUCAUGGAGCCUAAAAAGAGUGGCAGGGGGAGGCGUUCUCCCAAGCAGAAGAAGAAGCACCAGCUGAACGGCAGCCUGACGGAUGCAGACAAGGACCGCCUCAUCUCCAACGACAGCGACGGCACCUACAGGAAAUACCCUGGGGUCAACAACGUGGCCUAUGUGUCGGACCCUGACCAGGCCCCAGAGUCCGGGACCCCCUCCCCCAACGACGACGUCUUCCUUGGCCCCAACUCGCCCCCUCCGGGGCAUGCCCCUCCCCCGCCCCCCUACAUGCCCCCCCAGCCCUCCAUCGAGGAGGCCCGGCAGCAGAUGCACUCUCUGCUGGACGAUGCCUUUGCCCUGGUCUCCCCCACUUCCCAGGGCAGCACGGCCGGCCUCACCCAAACUGGUGUCAACUCCAACCUCCCCAGCUCCAGUCCCCCACCCCGCGGUGGAACCCGCCCCUGGGGCUCGUCUUACCCAGCACUCAGCCCCUUCUCCUCGGUGAGUCUGUAUGGCCUCCCCCUCCACAGCUCUAUUGAUUCACUAACACCUCUGGGGCCUACUGACAGCUCUCCUGCUUGGUCCUUGUCCUGCUACAGACGAGUGCAAUUGACACCGAAGGGUGUCUCGUAAGUUCGAGGUUUUUGGGGGGGAUUUUACCGGCUUUC
Messenger RNA from Salvelinus sp. IW2-2015, 5458 nucleotides. NCBI's taxonomy places the organism in Eukaryota, Metazoa, Chordata, Actinopteri, Salmoniformes, Salmonidae. The record is from RefSeq and is a predicted model, not a curated record.